Messenger RNA from Exophiala mesophila, 1939 nucleotides. RefSeq lists its product as hypothetical. Gene Ontology annotation, biological process: transmembrane transport. The transcript is spliced from 2 exons. Gene Ontology annotation, cellular component: membrane. Lineage: Eukaryota; Fungi; Ascomycota; Eurotiomycetes; Chaetothyriales; Herpotrichiellaceae. Bases 348 to 1730 code for a protein of 460 amino acids. Gene Ontology annotation, molecular function: transmembrane transporter activity. The record is from RefSeq and is a predicted model, not a curated record.
AUUUGAGUUCCAUCAUGGUUGACGUUGAGAAACUUGCGGUUCCAGCCAACAGUGGCGACACCACUCCAACCGAGAAGCCCUCGCUAGAGCAGUCCCAGGGACAUAUCGCCGAUGAAUCCAAACCUUCUGGCGGCCUGUUGAAUGGUCUCAAGUCGACAUGGACACAACUUACACAGAGCAAAGGUGUCGAUAUCGGCGCUGAUCUCUUUGCAGAGGUCGAGAACUAUUCCCAGGAGGAACUCGAAGCAGAGAAGGACAUUGUGAGAAGAAAGAUUGAUUGGCACAUCAUGCCCAUUGUACGUCUGCAUGCUCCGAACUUCAGAUUCAUUCUUUGCAUAUGACAUCACAUGGCGCUGACAGGUCGAAAGAUUUGCUUCACAUACAUGAUCCAAUUCCUCGAUAAGUUGUCACUCAACUAUGCUUCGGCGUAUGGCUUGAUCCCAGACUUGGGUCUCGAAGGCCAACGAUACAGCUGGGUUGCUGCCAUUUUCAAUUUUGGAUACCUCUUCUGGGCGCUUCCUGCCAAUCUUCUCAUCCAGAAAUUGCCGGUGGCCAAGUACACUGGCACUAUGAUUUUCGUAUGGGCCAUCCUGUUGGUCUCACACAUCGGAGCAACCAACUACGGAGGCAUCCUUGCGCUGCGCUUUCUGCUCGGCAUGUUCGAAGCUUCCAUCUCACCUGCCAUCAUGAACAUCUGUUCCAUGUUCUUCACUCGGGCUGAGCAGCCCCUUCGAAUGUGCAUAUUCCUGGCCUGUAAUGGUGCUGCUACCAUGGUCGGUGCCCUACUCGGUUUUGGUCUGGGUCACGCAAACAAUGCGUCUCUCGCGUCGUGGAAGUUGAUCUUCCUGACCAUCGGUCUCAUCAACUUUGCCUGGUCAAUCAUCUUUCUCUGGGUCAUGCCAGACUCGCCCGCGGCAGCCAAGUUUCUGACGCACAAGCAACGGGUGGUCGCAGUCUGGAGAGUCGCAGACAACAUGAUGGGUGUCAAGACCAAGCAAUUCAAACCCGCCCAGGCCUGGGAAGCCCUCACUGACAUCAAAGUGAUUGGAAUUGCCCUGAUCGGACUCGCCAGCGGAGUCAUCAACGGCGGUGUGUCCAACUUCGCCAGCGCGCUGAUCAGAGGCUAUGGAUUUUCCGGCAUCAACGCCACUCUCCUACAACUCCCCACGGGCGCAUUCGAACUAGCCAUAGUCCCCAUCUGCGGCUUGAUCGCCACCUACGUCAAAGACAUGCGCUGCAUCGUCCUCGCCGUCAUUUCCCUCGUACCGUUUGGCGGCUUACUCGGCAUCCGCUUCACCAGCCUCGACCAUCGCUGGACUCUAGUCGGCUGUACAUGGCUACAAUACAUCAUCGGCGCCCCCGUCAUCGUCUCCUGGAACUUACUGACCACCAACGUCGCCGGGCACACGAAACGCUCCUACGCCAAUGCCAUGUGGUUCACCAUUUACGCGGCCGGAAACAUUGCCGGCGCCAAUAUCUUCUUUGCCCGCGAAGCCCCACGAUACUUUAGCGCCAUGACUGGUUUGCUUGUCUCGUAUGCGGGUAUUAUCGUCAUUGCGGUGGCAUUGCGAUUUACAUAUAUGUGGGACAAUAGGUCGAGAGAUAAAUUGUGUGCUGAGAGGGAGAGUUUUGUUCCUUGGGAUGGCAAAACGGCGGAUCCUCGUGCCGUGGUUGAUGGGUUUAAUGACUUGACUGAUAAACAGAGCAAGUAUUUCAGAUAUGCGCUAUGAGAUCAUGUCAGGUCAGGUAUGGUGAUGUGAUGUGCUUCGGUAAGCAAUGAAAAAAGAGGGGGGAGAAGCGAGGCGAGGCGAAACUACUGUUGCGAUUCCAUGGAAUUCGGAAUAUUCUCUCCAUUUAGAUCGCAGGGCGAUUCGCACUGCAGCGCAUGAUGUGCAAGGCCAAACGAGCAUUUACAUUAUUGAGCAGCGGUAGAACGAAC